AUGUCGUCGAUCCCUCGACACACUCCAACGUCGAGUCUGGCCUCGACCAGUCGCGGCAAGGUCGCACCGACGAGCUCCGCUGAGCCGGAAGCAGCUCGAGUGUCGCUGUCGUCCAAGCAUCCGCCUAUCUCGCACGUGUUUCUCGCCGAAUUUGAUAUUGACCAGUGCGUCCGCGAUUUGUAUCCUAUACGCGUCAUGAUGCGAUUAACGCGAGUGCUGAUCGUCUUCCACCUCACUCGUCGCUGAACCCCGGUAUUUCGUUUGAACCGUGUUCCUCGUUGUUCACCGACUUCGCCUCGGGUUUCUACGUCUCCAUCCGCACCACCUCGCUACCGUAUAGAGGUUCAAUACUCAAACAUCAAUAUCCGGGUCAGAGCUCGAUCGAUGAGCAGUCAGUGGCGUCGCCUCGAGCCCCGAAAUCCUCCCGAGCUCAGAACUAACCUGUAGAUUGACUCGGGCCGAUUGGUGCUUCCACAGCCUUCUCGCAGAACACAUGCUGCCAGACGGAGCACAUGACCGGCAAGAGGAUUGGACCGUCUUCUAUCUCAACCAGAUACCGCCCUUGACCAUCUCUGAUUCGUCGACCCCCCCGACCUCGGAGACGGAUGCCAGAUCCACCUUGGGAGCUGCGGGAGCGAAUACGAGUGGCCAAAAGAGCGAGCUGUUGUAUGUCAUGAGUUUGGUCAGGACAAAGAAGGAUGCGACAGUGCGAAGGUCAGUUCAACAGUAAGCCCGAUUUUACCCUGAGGCGCCCUGCUGACGACCUCGCAAAUUCUGCCGACAGAGGAGCUCUCGUUAAAGCGCUCGCGGUGGCAUCGCAUCAUCCUUAUAUUCAGGUUUUCAAGGUGAGAUAGAACAUACGAGAAGUCGUACCGGUAUAUUUCUGACAAGAAUGCUCCAUAUACCUCAGCCGGUACUCUUACUCGCCCUCGAAGCCUAUUUCAUCGAACCCUCCUCAGCCUACCUGGCCCGUCUGUUCCAUUCGAUCAACUCGAUGGAUAUGUCGGACGUGCCCAGUCUGUCGUUCGAUGAGCGCUUGGUUUUGAGAGCCACUGAGCGCAAAGACUUUUUCGAGGAAAAGUGGAGUAGGAACUCGACUGCACAGAGGCAUCAGCAUUCUGCCAAUUCAAGCACCGACACAUCUUCGAUCCACGAUCACCAUCGCGAUUCUAGGGCUCCGCACCAUCAUCAGCAUAGCUCGAUCACACAUUCAACCUCGAUGGGGUCGCUGACGAGUGCCGAAGUGCUGGACGGCUCGGGUCCUUCGCCAUCGAUAUCCUCCAAUAGCAUUUCUUCGCUCGCCCUUGGCGCAAGAACACAUCCGCCAUCGUCCGCCGAUCACUCCUCGUCUUCGGCACCUUCCGCUGAUGGAUCACCUUACGCCCGGUCAAGGACCAACACAUUGGGGUCUUCAGAUGAUGGUUUCAAGGUCCCGUUCUUCGGUGGCUUGGCUCAUCUCAAUGGAGGUGGGGCGAGUUCGACGGCGACAAGCUUCAGCUAUGGUGCACAAGGCGACGGAAGUCGGUCGCUGACGCCGAGCGCAGCGGCAUCGAUGGCGGUGGCGAACGUCUCGCGCGAUACCCAUUGGUUUGAUAGCAAGAUCACAUUUAACUCGAUGACAAUCCCGAUACGGAUACCCCUCUCAACGUUCCCGGAGGAGAUUGGCGACGUAAGCCACUAAUCAUCAUCACUUACCUCUUGCUCGUGACGUGACUGACCGCGUUCGCCCUAGCAGUACUCUCUGAUCAAACUCAUCCAAACGUUCUCAUCACCGACGUCACUAACACCCGGCCCGCUGCACCCGCACCUCCACACCUCCGGAUCAGCGACACCACCGAUCAUCGUCCUCUUCAACGCGCUCGUCACGAACAAGCGGGUCGUCUUCCUGGGCCACGGGCACGCCGCCAGCCUGGUGGCGAACCUGGUCCUCGCCGCUUGUGCGCUUGCAAGUGGCUGCGGCGCUGUUCUUGGCGGCUUCGUCGAGCGAGCUUUUCCAUACACCAACCUGACCAACUUGGACAAUCUCGAGAAUGUGUGAGUCUUGAUCUUUGACUUCCUCUGUUGUGGAGGUUGACUAGCUGACGACCUCAGCCUAUACUCUCGAUAGACCUGGUUUCAUCGCCGGAGUCUGCAACCCCGCAUUUGCGGAUCGACCGUCAUGGUGGGACGUGUUGUGCAACUACGAAACGGGCAAGAUCGUCAUCUCCAAAGAGAUCCGUCCGGCAGCACCGAUGCGAACACACGCCACCGGGGCGACUGGUCGGACAGCCACCGCAUCCACUUUGGUAUCAGCAAUCUCGUCUGAGUUGACGGGGACGAAUGGCGACGACGGAGAAGGAAGAACACCGAGUCUGGCGUCCGCUCCGCUCGGGUCCGCGGUCGGUGCAGCGGGUGGUGUGGCGGCGGGGUCGACUUCUGUAGGGCGUGUGCAAUCGUACGACUACGAUUUCAUGGAUGAGGUGAGUCCAUGUUUCCGGCUUGGGCACGAUCAUAUGGAGGUACUGACGCACCGGAACCGAGCGCUCACAGAUCUUGUCGUCGAUUGCGAGUCACCACGGCGAAGCCGCCAUUCGGGCACGCUGCACGGACUAUGUGCAACGCUUUGUGCGUAUCGCUUCUCGCUACGAAGAAGAUGUCACGGGCUCGACUUCUAUAGGCUACCCCUAUGCGCCAUUCACUCCCGGACCUGUUUCGGUACUGGGCAGUGGGGUGUUCUUCCCUGAUGAGACGAUGACGACGAGAGAAAUGUCGAUCAAUGCCGGUCGGGUCGAGGGGUGGAGUUCGACGAAUGGGUACACCUUGUUCAAGCAGGUCAGCUCUUUUCUACUCUUCUCGGGCUGAUCUAUCUUGCGCUCUGCGCUAAGUCAGUGGAUUUCCCCCGCUCCCUAGUCGUUCGCCUUGGACUGUGAGCGACCGAUGCGACAAAUCGACCUGUCGCACCAGCUUGCACGAUUGCGAUACUCUCGACGAAUGCCGAGCACCGAAGUUGCAGCCAUCAUGCGGAGCCUAGCUGAGCUCUGCCGGACCUCCGAGGAUGCAGUGGUAGCAGUGAGUGCUGGUGUUCAGGCGCCUGCUAACGGACAGCACGGACAGCACGGACAGCACGGACAGCACGGACGAAGACAACUGAAAGGUGUUGCCGCGCCGACUUGUCUCCAGCUGCUUGCACGCCUCCCAGCACACAUGGGAGGACUCUUGCCACUUGCAUUCGGUCUUUUCCACCCAUCGACGACCGUUCGAUCUUACACUGUCAGCUUGUUUGACCAGAUCAACGCGAAUCCGGUAAGUACCAAGUAUUCCUCGUGAUGCUUUUCAAGUUGGCCUUUCAGGGUGCUCAGUCAGGAUCGCUGUACUUCACCACAGACGGGCCAGAAAUUCAUCCAAGCGCUCAACGCCUUCCAUCGUUCAGCUUACCAUCGCCUCUGCAAGGAGAACGAGGUAGAUCGAGUCGCAGGCAAGCUAAACGACACGUUGGAGGCGGGAACCAGUCCGGCUGCACAGAGUCAGAGUCAGCUCAAUGGGCGGAGAGGGAGUCAGAUGCAAUGA
Molecule: messenger RNA, 3546 nt
Organism: Microbotryum saponariae
Lineage: Eukaryota; Fungi; Basidiomycota; Microbotryomycetes; Microbotryales; Microbotryaceae
Source: the annotation of a GenBank genome assembly